This is a messenger RNA of Stegodyphus dumicola, 4206 nucleotides long. It is a transcript of the gene flr, whose product is annotated as actin-interacting protein 1 flr. Gene Ontology annotation, biological process: actin filament depolymerization; sarcomere organization; locomotion. Gene Ontology annotation, cellular component: cortical actin cytoskeleton. The record is from RefSeq and is a predicted model, not a curated record. NCBI's taxonomy places the organism in Eukaryota, Metazoa, Arthropoda, Arachnida, Araneae, Eresidae. Gene Ontology annotation, molecular function: actin filament binding.
ACCGGAAACAGGUCCACAUCGUUUCAUCGUCAUCACUAAUCGGUAUUUGUGUCUCGUUUUCCCGUCCUUCUUGUUCGUCCUGCCGCUGCACUGGGAUCUUGUGCUUAUAAGGAGAAAGUUGACAUUUAAUUAUGUCAUUCAAAAAUCGCACUGUAUUAGCUACACUUCCUCGAACUCAGAGGGGAAUGCCCUUGGUAUUAGGUGGAGAUCCAAAAGGGAAAACGUUUCUGUACACUAAUGGACAUAGUGUCAUUAUUCGUGACAUUGCUGACCCUUUAAUAUCUGAUAUUUAUACUGAGCAUUCUGUUCAGACUACUGUGGCAAAAUACUCUCCAAGUGGAUUUUACAUAGCAUCUGCAGACCUGUCUGGGAAAAUUCGCAUAUGGGAUACCACUCAAAAAGAACACAUUCUGAAGAAUGAGUUUCAACCUUUUGCAGGAACUAUUAAAGACCUGUCUUGGUCCCCAGACAAUCAGAGAAUUGUUGUAGUUGGUGAAGGACGGGAAAGAUUUGGGCAUGUGUUUAUGGCUGAUACAGGAACAUCUGUAGGGGAAAUAGCUGGUCAUAGUAACCUUAUAAAUUCAUGCGAUUUUCGUCCAAAACGGCCAUAUCGCAUUAUCACUGGGAGUGAAGACAACUCUGUUGGCAUAUACGAGGGACCACCCUUCAAGUUCAAAACAACCCUAAAUGAUCAUACCCGUUUUGUCCAAUCAGUAAGAUUUUCUCCUGAUGGUGAAUUAUUUGCAAGCGGUGGAUUUGAUGGCAAGAUGUUUUUAUAUAAAGGUGGAGAUUAUUCAAAAGUUGGAGAAUUUGGUAGCCCUGCUCAUGCAGGUGGUGUCUAUGCUGUGUCAUGGAGUCCUGAUGGGACUAAGGUUCUUUCUGCCUCUGGUGAUAAAACAUGCAAAGUGUGGGAUGCAUCAACACUAGCAGUCUUAUCGGAAUUUCAUCUUGGUACUGAUAUAAUGGAUCAACAAGUGAGUUGUUUAUGGCAAGGUGAAUAUCUGCUCUCUGUGUCUUUAUCUGGGUUCAUCAAUUACCUUGAUUUAAAUAACCCUUCAAAACCUUUAAGGAUUAUUAAGGGUCACAACAAAUCCAUUACAGCAUUAGCUAUUAGUCCAGACAAAAGUACUAUAUUUACUGCGAGUCAUGAUGGUGCAGUUAUGUAUUGGGAUUGGCCUUCUGGUAAUCAUGACAGAAUCAAAGGAGUUGGGCACAGCAAUCAAGUGCAAAAUAUGGCUGUUAACACUGAUUAUAUCUUUACAUGUAGCCUUGAUGAUACUAUGAAAUCAAUCAGCUGCAAAGAUCAUCAGUAUCAGACAGAAACAAUUAAAUUUGAUUCUCAGCCAAGGGGUCUUGUCUGUGGGAGUGGUGAUACUGUAUUGGUUGCUGGGAUAAGUGAGUUAUCAGUUGUACAAGGUGGUAAAAAAGUUAACAGUUAUCCUGUUGACUUUGAGGCACAGUGCAUAUCACUGCAUCCUCAAGAACCUGAUGUUGCUGUUGGUGGUGGAAAAGACAAUAAAGUACACAUAUUUCUCUUGAAUGGUGUUAAUUUUAGUCCUAAGACAACAAUGGAGCAUCGAGGGGCCAUAACUGAUGUAGCAUAUUCUCCUAAUGGCUUGUAUUUAGCAGCAAGUGAUUCCAACCGUAAAGUAGUUCUAUAUAAUGCCCUAACUUAUGAAUUGGCUCAUACUCAAGAUUGGUGCUUCCACACAGCACGUGUAAAUUGUUUAUCGUGGGCACCAAAUUCUUUAUAUUUAGCUAGUGGUAGUCUUGAUACUAAUAUUAUUAUCUGGAGCACUGAAAACCCUACAAAGCAUAUAAGCAUUAAAAAAGCUCACCCUCAAAGCCAAAUCACCAGAAUUGGGUGGCUUGAUAAUAAUGUAUUGGUUUCUACUGGUCAAGAUAGUAAUGUGAAAAUUUGGGAUAUUGUGUAUUAGUUUUUAAUACAGCCUCAUGUUGCGACUUCUUGCAAUAUAUUUGGUGUUUGAAAAUUCAGCAACAUGCAUAAGUCGAGGUGCAAAACAAAAGAAAUAUAUAAUAUUUGUUCCAGAAAAGCCUCCAUAAAUGUGCAUUUUAUAUCUAUUGAAAAGCUGUUCUGAAAGGGAUUUAUUCUAUGUAAAAAAUUUGAUACAGAUUUUCACUUGUUGGAUAUGAAGUGUUCUACACAUUAGUUUGAUGAACUGCAGUUCUGGGAUAUUCAGGGCUUAUUCCUAUGUAUUAUUUUUAUUUUGAUUGAAACUGAAGUCAAUUAUUAAUGUUAAAUAUGCUUUAAAAUGAACGAAAGGUUACAAAGUGUACUUUAAAUUCCUUUGUACUGGCUUUAUGACUAGUACACCAUCUCUGAGUUCAGCAGCAUGUUUGGUUGUUGCAUUCUUUUCAAAUUAUAUUUCGGAAGCUCUGUGUGUAAAUAUUAUGUGAUUUUUGCUGUUCAUGCUUUAGAUGUAUUUAUAGUUCUUGUUUAUUCCUGCUUAUAUUUAAUGUUAUUUUACUAGACUUUUCGAAAUGUUUGAAAGGUGUGAUAUUGCUUAACUUAAAAGUUUUUUAAUCUGAUAAAAUUAUGCUUUAAUGAAACUAAUCUUUUUUAUGCUUUUGCUACUUUAAUAAUUUGUUUUUUUUUUUUACAUUUUGAUGUAUAUUGUAUUGUCUUUUGGGACGUUUUGUUGAAAUGUUUGUAAUGGGAUUUUGAUUUUGUUCAGUAGCUUAAUUUAUUAUGUUAAGUAAAUGUAAACUGUUGAUGUUAGAACAAAACUAUGUUUGUACCAAAGAUUUCACUAUUUAACAACCAUGCUUUAUUUAAAUAAAAUAAAACAUUUAUGUGUUUAUCAUCUUUGAGAUUAUGAAAAUUUUGUAUUGUUUGAUUGGUGUGGGUUGUAUGCUUUUUUACAUUAAUGAUCUUGCUGUGUUGUAUUAUUUCAUAUUUUCUUAACCACUUGCGCUAUGACUAAACUUCAUGGUUGCAGUGCCGUGUGCUGGUUAUAUAACAAGCGGUAAAGUGUCUCAUUUACGCUGCUCCGCGUCUGCGAGUGCAACAUCCAGAGCUCUAACAAGAGAAAUAAACAAUCUCGUUGUUAGCCGAUGUGUGCGCCAUGUUAUUUUCAUUUUUGCGAUAAAUGCCUAGCGUCGUGGUGUUCACGUAGCUCGUAGUUUGAGACAAAAGCAUCUCGAUGUGCGUGGCACGUCUUUUUAGUGCAAGUGGUUAAAUGGUUGAAUUCUUUUUAGAAUUUUUGUUUUCUGCUAUUUUAGCAGCUGCCUGUAACCUGGAUGGGAUUCAGUGUUUUGAAUCAUAUGAGUUCUGAGCUGUCUGUAGUAAACAUUUAUUGGGCUGGAACUUAAAUGCUUUAAAAAUCGUGAAUACUUUAUUAAAGAUUACUUUUAUUGAUCAAAAUUUAUGGAAGUGAUUUUCUUUAUUCGGGAUUAUAUCUCAUAUAACUUUAAAUAUAGUUAGUGCACAUUGUUUUUUACAACCAUCAUUAGUGGUAAAAACUGCCCAAAUGUAGGUGCUAUAUUCAUCUGUAUUUAUACCUGCAUUUCCAGCUCUCCUAUUAACUGCAUUUGUUUAUCAGUGCCCCUAAAAUCUUAAUAAUCUCCCAAAAAGGGAUAUGAAAAAUUGAAAACUGUUUCAUGUAUCUCGUCUUCAUAUGAAAUGAGUUAAAGGUAUAUUUGUAUUUGUAUGUUUUAUUAAUUAUCUGUUACAAAGGCAUAAUAAUUUAUAUAUUUUAAACUUAUAAGCAGAAAACAAUCUCCUUUGUUUCAAUAUUUCUAAACAACUCUUCAAUCAUUUAUAUGAACAGAAUACAUUUAUUUUUAUAUGGUCCUAGAUAUUAGAUGUUAGUGUGUUAAGUGAAUAAAUUUACAUCUGAAUUUUGCAAUAUAAAUUUGUUUAACAGCCUGGUAUUAUUUUCAUUUAGAAAAGUUUACCGUUUGUAUAAAUGUGUGUAUAAAUUGUUUCAGCAAUGUCAUUAUUGAAGGUGAUAUAUGUUAUUUUUUAGCAAAAUGCUGAAAUUAAUGUGUUCUGGAAAUGCAAUAAAAGGGACAGUUAAUCAAGUUUUGAAAUUGAUGGUUUUGAUAAAAUAUUUAAUAAAACCCUAUUUUUGUAUGUGUGUGGAAAUAUUUUGAUGUUGUCCUUGUGAAAGAAAAUUAUUUGAAUCAUAAAAAAAUAGGUUUAUUUAUACCUUUAAAUGAACAAUAAAUAUUUGAAGAAUUUUA